AUGUUCGGUUUGAUCAUGACGUGUGCUCAGCUACGAACGGAGUAUAUCAAAAUCAUCCUACGCACAUUUGAUUUCUGGUUUCUCCAGACAGCAAAUACGAUUUGGGCCGUCGUCUUGAGUGCAGUUAUGAGCGAUCUUCGAGUGGUUCUUAUCGUUUUCUGCUGGUUGGAUUUCACAGCUUGGCUUCUUCAAGAAACGUAUCUGCGGAAUUCCAACGCUGUGGUAGCUGUCGCCCUAUUCGAGUGGGUAUUUUACGUGCUACUGAUGGUUGAGAUCGUGCUGGAUUUGGUGGAUCAAGUUCAUCAUUACGCUAUUACUACUGCUUGUGGAUGUACACUUUCGACGAAAGAUAUACUAGUGAAUGUGAUCGGAACGAUGACAAUGUUGUCAUUGCGAAACCUGUGGAGACGAUAUCAACUCGUGAAGUGUCGUAAACCCGGGUACAGCUAUGAAAGCUCCAGGAUUUCGGACCGACCGCCUCUACAGAUGCGUCUUUCAGCACCAGCUGAUCGAUUUGAAACCAAAGACACAGUAUGGCCUCGAAUUGGCGCACUAGGGCCGCUGAAGACUUGGAAAACGGCUGCUCUGUACACAUGUGGAACUACAGGAGGAGCUUUUGCUACCCUUUCGUUGUUCCUGACAGGAAGCGAGCUCGGUGCUGUCAUCGGAUUAGUGGCAAGUGCUGUCUUUAGUGGAGUGUAUGCUUGUUGCUGUCAACGUCAAUUACUUGUGCGGCUCGUAACAUCAUUCCACUUCAUUUUUCUAUACUCACAGAUCUUCGCGAUUGGAUUGUGUGUUGUUGAUUUGCUCGAUUGGAACUGGGCUUAUGUUUGCGGUGUGGGGUCCAGUUUACUUUUAACUUUCACAUUUCUGACCAUGGAUGCGCUCACUCCGAUUAUGAAACGAAGACUCUGCUUCGCUUACUGGAUGGCUAUUGCCGCCGUCGUGCUCUUCCUGACGGUGCAUUUAGUACUGGUUCUAGAUGUUUUGGUAUUUGGUCAUUGGGAUCUUCAGGAUCGAGUGUUCUUAAAGUUUUAUUUGCUCGAACAACGUGCAACGGUUUACGUCAUCCCGACCUUACUUAGCCGUGUUGCUACUGUCAUUGUAUGGGCCGGACGCUUUGUGUACGUUGCGAUGACGCGCCAAGAUGACAACGCGCUAGUUCUCCUUCGAGGAGACGUAGAAUUCGACUUUGAAGGCUGA
Phytophthora infestans T30-4 is the source of this 1203-nucleotide messenger RNA. RefSeq lists its product as uncharacterized. The coding region runs from base 1 to 1203 and encodes 400 amino acids. NCBI's taxonomy places the organism in Eukaryota, Oomycota, Peronosporomycetes, Peronosporales, Peronosporaceae. The record is from RefSeq and is a predicted model, not a curated record. The transcript has 2 exons.